Messenger RNA from Trichogramma pretiosum, 736 nucleotides. RefSeq lists its product as uncharacterized. NCBI's taxonomy places the organism in Eukaryota, Metazoa, Arthropoda, Insecta, Hymenoptera, Trichogrammatidae. The record is from RefSeq and is a predicted model, not a curated record. Bases 434 to 736 code for a protein of 100 amino acids. The transcript has 4 exons.
GCAUAGCAUAAAGCGUAAACUGCUGCCACUGCUGACACAAUACAGAAGUGCGCGGCGUGCAGUGAAUCCGUAGGGGUUGUUGUGUCUGUCUCGCUCUCUUGUACAUUCUCUCUUUCUCGGGCAGAUGAUUUCGCCGAAUUAACGACACGACUGCGUGCAGAAGUGCAUAUGUAUGUGCGCUCGUAUACGUGUGCGUGAAGUAAACGAGAUUCGUGCACUGCACAGCAGUGUUGUGUGCGAAAAGUUGCAGCGCGUGUCGAGCGAGACGCGCCAGCAGAAGAUACAUACACAAGUCUCGAUACAAGACACUGUGUGCCCCGUGUAUAGAGUGCUGCAGGCUGUUUGGCAGUGAAAAAAAAAAACAACGACGACGACGACAACAACACAAACAUGACGAGGAUAACGACCUGGUGACAGCGGGGGCGAGAGCGAGAUGAGGGACGUUCAGGAGACCGGCGACGUGAGCGGCGGCGAGAGGCUUCUACCCGAGCCCAAAGCCUACCUGCGCUGCUUUUACGAGCUCUUCAAGAGCAUCGCCGAAGCCCAGAGGCUGAAAGGUGAAUGGAAGAAGAACAGAAAAAACAAAACAAAAAAGAAAGAUAAGAAAAAGAUUGAUAUCACUGGAGAAGUGACAUGCACCGGUACACCUGAAAUUGAAGUUUCUAGUAACGCAUCAGCUUUUGCGGUUUUUGCAAAUAGCCUCACACUGUACUUCUCCUCCACCUCCAGAAUUUAG